CAUUCGGAACCGUGGCUCUCAGUCCUUCAUGGAGACCAGCUCCCAGCAGGAAAUUGGCACCCAGAUGGUUCCUCCACGUGACGUUGUCUCUGGCUGUGGGCUGACUAGAGGACACCUGGAGGCCAGGCCAGCCCUUUGUCAGUCAUUCGUGUCGGGGCAGCAUGGUGCGGAUUCAGAGGAGGAAGCUUUUGACAUCUUGCCUUUGUAUGACAGCCACUGUCUUUCUGAUGGUCACACUCCAGGUAGUGGUUGAGCUUGGGAAAUUUGAAAGGAAGAAGUUUAAAAACUCCGAUUUGCAAGAUGGACAGAAAGAUGUGGAGGGGGAUCCCAAACACCUGAACCCACUUCCUAAAAAGGACGCACUGGCCUUGUCUGGAAGGAACAAGGUGGAUGCUGGUAGCUACCCCAUUGUGCUGUGGUGGUCUCCACUGACUGGAGAGACUGGCAGGCUCGGCCAGUGUGGGGCAGAUGCUUGCUUCUUUACUAUCAACAGGACCUUCCAGCAUCAUCCUAUGACCAAGGCCUUCCUCUUCUACGGUACUGACUUUAACAUAGACAGCUUACCUCUGCCUCGGAAAGCCCAUCAUGACUGGGCCCUUUUCCAUGAAGAGUCCCCCAAAAACAAUUAUAAACUCUUCCACAAGCCAGUCAUCACCUUAUUCAACCAUACGGCCACAUUCAGCAGGCAUUCCGACUUGCCACUGACUACACAGUACCUGGAAAGUGUAGAAGUCUUGAAGUCACUCAGAUACUUAGUUCCUUUACAGUCUAAAAACAACCUGAGACAAAAACUGGCCCCACUGGUGUAUGUUCAGUCGGACUGUGAUCCACCGUCAGACAGGGACAGCUAUGUUCGGGAGCUGAUGGCUUACAUUGAAGUUGAUUCGUACGGCGAGUGUUUACAAAACAGACAUCUCCCUCAGCAGCUGAAAAACCCUGCCUCUAUGGAUGCGGAUGCCUUCUACAGGGUCCUUGCCCAGUAUAAGUUCAUCCUUGCUUUUGAGAAUGCAGUCUGUGAUGAUUACAUCACCGAGAAGUUCUGGAGACCACUGAAGCUGGGAGUCGUGCCGGUGUAUUACGGAUCUCCCACCAUCGCAGACUGGCUUCCAAGUAACAGAAGUGCCAUUCUUGUGUCGGAAUUUUCUCACCCCAGAGAACUGGCAAGCUUCAUCAGGCAACUGGAUUAUGACGACGGGUUGUAUGGGACCUAUGUGGAGUGGAAGCUAAAGGGCGAGAUCUCUAACCAGCGACUUCUGACAGCUCUCCGGGAACGGGAGUGGGGCGUGCAGGACAUCAACCAGGACAACUACAUUGACACAUUCGAGUGUAUGGUGUGCCGCAGGGUGUGGGCCAACAGGAGGCUACAGGAGCAGGGCUUACCACCCAAACAAUGGAAGGCAGACGUUAGCCACCUGCAUUGCCCAGAGCCUACCCUGUUCGCCUUCUCAUCUUCAGCUUCUCCGGCCCUACGUGGGAGAUCAUUGCGAGAACUGUGGCUACCCAGCUUUCAACAGUCUAAGAAGGAAGCCCAGGCACUGAGGUGGCUGGUGGAUAGGAAUCGAAACUUUUCAUCGGAAGAGUUUUGGGCUCUAGUAUUUAAGGACUCAUUUUAAAAGGUACUAGACUGACAGAGUAAGCUUAAUUCUCUUGGUGGCCUUAAUAUUUGAAGAUGAAAGACGAUGGCUAUUCCACCCAGCCUCCUUUAGCGUAGGGAGUAAUUGUAGCAGUUCUCACAAAGAGCCCUGGUGAGUAGUAGCUGUGAAUUACUCCUAGCGGUUGCCUCUGUAUUUUUAGACUUUUAAAAAUGGACAUUGGGUGCCUUCAGGUUAUGCAUUUGGACCCAGGGACUGGCUGUCUUCUGUGGAAACCAACCUAACGUCCCGAGCUUUCCUUACUGCACAGUUCGUUGUGAGUGCGUGAUAUGCACCUCCCUGUCAGCAGCUCACUGGUCCUUGGCCAGCCCAGUUUCUUGAGGCUGGGAAUGAAUGAACCGCAUCAGAACUUGGCAGUGAGAGUCUCCAUCUGUUCUCAGGGAAGUGAGUGAGUAAGAAAAGCUCUAUCGGGCUCCUCUGCUCCCCCAGUCCAUGUUCCCAUCCUCCUUCCUUUCCUCACCUGCAAGCCACCUCGCCAGCCUUGCCUGUAUUCGCCUCACCUGUGCCCUCCUCGCAUUUCCCUCUGAAGGGGAAUUUUCUAGAAAGAUGUAACUUCUCCUGGCUUCUCCACCAGUGACAUGUCAAUGAUAGUUUCUGAUCCAACAGAGGCAGGAGAGGAAAAAUAGUCAGCUUCGUGGCAAACAGCCAUUUGUUUUGAUCAGGUUGUGGGAUGCCAGUGCCCUGGGCUCUCCUCUGGUUUGAAGCUGAUUACCCGUAGAAUGAUGGAUACAGCCUGUCAGUGUGGGCAGGCAGGCUGCCGAGGAGCGUUUCCUAGUUUCCAAGGCUGACACCGGUAAAGGUUCAGCUGGGUUAUCUGGUUCCCUGCUGGAGCUCUCUGAAAACAAGGAACCACACUGACUUUCAUUCCAGUAGAUAGUAGCAAGACUUCUGGCCCACACCAAAGCCUUUUGGUAACUGGUGUGUUGGCCUUUGUGUUUAUGUGGGAAGGCAAGCCAUUGAUCUCUCCAGCUGUGGAAGCCAGCCUGCGAGAUGAGGAUUGGAAGCAACCCAUUCUUGAUGACCGGUCGGGUCACCUUGCUGGUGGCAGAACCUGCCUGUGGAGAGUUUCUCCUCAUCUCACAUCUGUCAUGGACUAAACAUGGGCGUAGACAAAUCUCUUAAGCUCCCUGGACCUUGAAUUUGUAUCUUAAGAAGAAGUGGCCUUUGAAGUUGUGACUUACUCAUCUGAGUUUAAGACGGUUAAUUUCACAGGUGCUUUUUACUCAAGUGGGAAUAAACUGGCAUAGAUGUGUGUUUCUCAAAAGAAAUAUAGUCUUUGGAGGAAGGGUCGUAUGCAUUUUACAUAAUAUUGGAAAUGAAGGGGAUUCUCUAUUAUUUUAUCUAAUAACAUCAACACAGUAAGUGUUUGAAAAGGGGUUGUUGGUGUAAAGUCAGGCCUUAAACUGUAUGCUUAAUGAAGUGGAAUUCUAUCUGAAUCCUCAGAAAUGGUCUGCAAAAGGAUUUAUACCUUUGCACAAUAAAACACUAGCUUCACUUUGCAUAAUUGUCUAAA
This is a messenger RNA of Rattus rattus (black rat), 3165 nucleotides long. It is a transcript of the gene Pofut3, whose product is annotated as fucosyltransferase 10. Gene Ontology annotation, cellular component: Golgi membrane. Gene Ontology annotation, molecular function: alpha-(1->3)-fucosyltransferase activity. The transcript is spliced from 4 exons. Bases 162 to 1613 code for a protein of 483 amino acids. NCBI's taxonomy places the organism in Eukaryota, Metazoa, Chordata, Mammalia, Rodentia, Muridae. The record is from RefSeq and is a predicted model, not a curated record.